UUGGAUUUUUUGUUUGAUCUGUGGAGUAGUUUGAAAGUGUGUACUUAAUGAAGUUAGUGGAGAGUUUCAGUCUUCUAUGCUGACUGCUGAAGUCCAGAAAGCACAUCAGACUGAACAGGCAAUCCAGGGUGACAUUAAUUUAAAAGACAUGGAUAGGGAAGCAGAUGGUGAGGGGAAAGAAAGAGCAGUGUUUUAAAUGACAUUUACACCCAAGAAACCAAUUUUUCUGUCUGUAAGUUGCAUGAUUCUGAACUAUAAACUAAAUGCAAUAAAUUAUUCCUUAGAGGAUUAUUUGUCUCUGUUCCCCCCCAUUUUUAUUAUAUCAGAAAGUCAAGUUAUGAAAGUGAUCUUUUCAACAUCCUCAACUUUCAAUCAAUCAACUUACAAACUAACAAGCAAGAAGAGAUAGUCUACUGCACAAUUUUUUCUCAUUUUAGCUACUACAAGUAAAUAAAAACAUCAGGAACUACAAGCACCAUAAACAUCUGUUUGACUUCAAAGUAAUGCAUUCUGGGAACAGAUGUUAUUUUAUCUAGCGUCUUCUCUGUUCUCUGCGGGCUUGUCAAUGAGAAGAGAACACCAAUUCCCAUCAUGCAAAUUCACUUUUUCCCUCGAAAUUGUCCCGUCUGCCGUAUCAAGAAAUGGGAAAAUGAGAGCUGCGAAAGGAGUAACCGGGCAGAUAAAAUUGAACAUAAGUUAACGUGCACAUAGACACAUUAAAUAUGGAACAGUACCGCAGUUGUAUUACGACGGUUCGUUAUGACAUAGAAGUUGUACGGUGUUCUGUCUUUCUUCGUUUUUGUUGUUAGCUACAUGGACGUUGAACUAGCUGGCUAACGUUAGCCACCUCCCUGUCGCGAGCAACGCCGGGGUGUAUAUCUUCGUUUAGGCUUCGGCUCAUCACCGUACUGCAGUAUGUUACAGUGGCUAAAAAGAGGGCCAGGGCUCGGUUAUAGCAUUUGAGCGUUACCGCUGUGCAAAAACAGCGUCAGUUCUCACCAUUGGUCAACAAUGCACAACCCUUUGCAAGCUAUAAUUAAUCCCAUAUUCUAUGCAAGUUAGCCAGCCAGCUUAGUCAGUAGUUAAUAUGAUGGUGCAGUACAGAAAUUAAUUGCAAGUAACGUUUCAGUGCCCGUGGUACAGUGCUGCCGUUGUAUUCCCAAAAAGUUUCCAACUUGGGGAUCAUACAAGGCAGCAUGGAGCGAGGAGACACCAUGGAGCGAGCUGGCAGCAUCCAAUUGGACAUCCCUGACUUCAGCAACUCUGUGCUGUCCCACCUGAACCAGCUGCGUAUGCAGGGGCGGCUGUGCGACAUUGUGGUGAACGUGCAGGGCCAGAGCUUCCGCGCUCACAAGGUGGUGCUGGCUGCCAGUUCCCCUUACUUCCGAGACCACAUGUCGCUGAGCCAGAUGAGCACUGUAUCCCUGUCAGUCAUCCGCAACCCCUCUGUGUUCGAGCAGCUCCUCUCCUUCUGCUACACCGGGAGGCUGUGCAUGCAGCUGGCAGACAUCAUCAGCUACCUGACAGCUGCCAGCUUCCUGCAGAUGCAGCACAUCAUCGACCGCUGCACCCAGAUCCUGGAGGGCAUCCAUCUGAAGAUCAGCCUGGCGGAUGUGGAGGAGGAGCUGGGGGUCGGAGUGAGGCACAGGGGGGCUGGGAGCUUGGAGGCCAGAAGAGGAGGGGGGGGGUUAGGAACAUCAGGGGGCUCGCGCUCCCUUAGCCCGCGCCACAGCAGCCCCAGGGUUCUGGGCCUUCGAGGAAGCAGUGCUGGAGGGGCCUUGGAUAUCCGGGAGGUGGGAAGCCCAGCGGGGGAGUCCAUGAGCCCCCAAAUGGUGGAGCACAGCGGGCUGGGCCCAGAGGGGCUGGCUAGGGGGGUGGUAGUGGGCAGCAGGCUGGGGAAGGAGCCCAUACUGCGCAUCAAUCGGGCUGGCCAGUGGUACGUGGAGGCCGAGUCAGAGAGAGGGAGUGGUGGUGAAGAGGGGGAGUCAGUGCGGGUGGUGGACGGGUUGAGGAUAAAGACUGAGAGGAUGGAGGAGUGGAUGGGGGCCGAUACCCAGGAGGAAGGGAGCGGGGCGGAGGAGGGAGCAGCCAUGAUGAUCGACACGUCCGGGCGCAGCUCAUUGGUGCAGGAGGGUUUUGUCACGGGGGCCAAAAGCUCUCAGCCCUCCAGCAGUUUCAGUGAGACAGAGAGGUUUAGUCCUACUGGCAGUGUGGUCGUGAUGGCCGAGAGACAGAGAGCCAAAAGUGAGUCACCCAGCAGAGCGGACAACCAGCGCCACACCAGCUCACAGGGGGAGGAGCAGGCCGUGUUCGACAUGGGUGGUUACGAGGAGUACCUGCGUGAGCAGGUGGGUGACCGCUGGUUCCGCUACAACCCUCGGCUCACCUGCAUCUACUGCUGCAAGUCCUUCAACCAGAAGGGCAGCCUGGACCGCCACAUGCGGCUACACAUGGGCAUCACACCUUUCGUUUGUCGCAUCUGCGGCAAGAAGUACACCCGCAAGGACCAGCUGGAGUACCACAUUCGCAAGCACACAGGAAACAAGCCCUUCCAUUGCCACGUCUGCGGGAAGAGCUUCCCCUUCCAGGCCAUCCUCAACCAGCACUUCCGCAAGAACCACCCGGGCUGCGACCCUCAGGAGGUGGCCCACAGUGCCUCCCCAGAGACCACCACCGUCUCCUCCCUGGGGGGCCAGAACGAGGAGGAGUCGCCCAGCCAGGAGGAGCCAGAGGGGGGUAGCAACGGAGGUGGGGCCUCUUUUGGAGAGGGUGCCCAGGCCUCGGUCUCCACCACUGGGCCUGAUUGACCCAGUGGACCAUGGAGGGAGAUGGUUGGGCUAUGGGAGAACAGGGUAUUAGGUUUUUUUUGGGGGGGGGGGGGGCAAUUAGGCUGUCAUUUUGUGCUCUCCUGCCAAGCAAAGAAAAAAAUAUAUAUCUUGAAGUUGCUUCAAAGGAAAGGAUGAAAAGGGAGUAGGUGAUUUCAGAGGGUUUCAAGUCCAUCCAGGGUGUUAUUUUUAUAAGCAUUUUUCAAAUCCCUUCAACUAAACAGAGUUCCAGAAUGAUGCAAAAGAGUAGUUUGAUAGGGCACUUUGUAUUAUAUAGUUAUUUAUAAGUGAUAUGUCCGCUUUAAACCACAUCUACCUUCAUAAUACAAACUGAACAGAUAAAUCGAACACAUGAAGAAAUGCCACACUCUAAUAACUACAUACAACACUGAAUGCCCGUAGUUUUUAUUUGACUGUCUAUUUUCCCAUGUUACAGUUUUAUACUUUUGUAUUACCGGUUUACAGGUUCAGAAUGCAGAAAAAUAAUAGGCUGAACUGGUCACAGUUUGGUCAUAUCGUAUUAAUAUUGCCAAAACACUGUGCCAGUAUAAUAACUACAUACAUAUAUACUCUCUGUUUUUUUCCUUUUGCCUUGAGACAAUCUUGAGCAGUUGGGGGUCAAUGAUAGAUAAUCAGACUCUUCAUAUAUGCUCAUUUUAAGUGCCAGAAUGGCUUUAAAAAAAUGCAAUUGCACAUGAAUAGUAGAUAUGGCCCAGUGAACAAAAAAACGGUUAAUUUGGUAGUAAUAAGUGCAAUGAUGAAAAUAACACAACCUUCUUGACAGAUGUCAAGAAGACCGAAGGGUCAACAUGGCUAAAUGCUUUUGAAAGUGUAACAUUAUUUACUCAGUACAACAAUUUUACAGGUGUAUUGUGAAAGAGGACUCUUAAUCCAUCUGUAUUUUACCGGUUAAAACCUCAUAUCUCUACAUUCUUCAACUAGCUGCUGAAUACAUACUAUAUAGGAACGCAAAACACAGGAAACUCAAUGGUCUUCAACCUCAGAUAAGCUACAAUAAAACUCAGUUACCUCUCACACAUCACUACGCAAUACAGGUCUGCUUCAAGCAGAUUGGUCGAUACACUCAGCAGAAUUUACAGUGUGUAAUUGUUUUCUCAUUUUUCUAUGUUGUGGUUAACGUUAACUACUUUUUUAUAAGUGACAAUUUUUUUUCGCAUAGGUCUCAUGUCUUCGGAACAUUUUUUAUCUAGCUCUGACAAUGUAUCUGGAGGAUGUAGAGACGAGACAAGAUUGUAAUGGAGGACACUCGUAUCCCUAUCAGGGGAGUCCUAAGGAGGAGCAGGCUGGGAGACUAAUAAGACCUUGCGGCUGUACUGUAGUACCACCCAAGAGAAAGCAGGAGGUCACUGACUGCCACGGAUGGCCCAUCACCAGAGGAUAGACACGCAGCCUGCGUGCUUGCUACAGUAGAAUGUGCUCCAUUGGAAAUCAGUAAGAGGCAUCCUGGCAAACAAUGGAUUUCAGAGGACAAGCCAAGGAACUUAUUUCCCCCCUCACAUGGAGGCCAACAUUACUAUGCCAAGCACUUAAAGGAGGGGUUUGAAAGGAUAGCAUUUAAGAAUUAUGUAAAAGGUAUAUAUCGCAUAUGCAUAUUUAAACCCAUUUGUUGCUAUAUAAGAGUAAAGAGAACCUAAACAACUUGCUAAGAUUUUGAACACAGAUAUAAUGGUAGCAUAGUGGUUUGGGUGUCCCCCCCCCCCCCCCCCCCGUUUUUUGUUUUACAGGGCUGUGAAUCAUUUGUGGUUGUGACAGGAGUUUUUAUGAAUGGGUGUAUGCAAGUGAAAAACAGCUACUGUUUUUUUAUUAUCCGGAUUGAGAAUGCAUUACACAUCACCACAGUACACCUCAGUCUAGAUUCGUCAGACAAAAACAGGUCAACAUUUGUUACAACAAAUAUCAGGUAUUUUUGUUUACUGUUUUUAAGUUUACUCUCUUUGUAAGUUACAUUUAAGAUUAUGGAGUUUAAAAAAAAACAUGCUUGGGCUAACUGCAGUGAUAUCUAACAGCAAGCUUUAAUUAGCAAGUGUGCAAAGCUUAAAUAUACAUGUUUUAAUCAAAUGAAUAAAAUAUUUUAUUGUGUAAAUGGAAAUGCCAUUAUGGCAGUAGCAAUGCAGCUAUUAUCUUACGUCGAAACUAGGGAUGCACAAAUGUGGAAAUGAAACUGGUUGCUUAGGGCCCCAGCCGUUAGUUUUUAGGAACUCAGUUGCUGUCUCAACUUACAGUUUUGAAAUUUAGUUGAGCAUCAGCAGUUUUUUCUCUUAUGUCAGUCAAUUAUUGAGCAGGCACAAAGGGCACAUGCCAAGGGGCCUCCCAUUGAUUUUGUCAGUCACUCUCACUCAGAUAUCAUAUUAACGUGGUGUAAGUCAUGGCAAAAUGUGUAGAAUUGCAGGAAAUUAGCUUUAAAACUGCAAGAAUGUCUCUUCACCUUAUGGCAAAAUCUGUAGAAUUGCAGGAAAUAUGGUGUAAAAAGGAAGAAAAAAAAUCUCCACCCUGAUGGCAAAAUGAGUGGAAUAGUGUUGAAAUUAGUUAUAAAAUCGCAAAGUCUUCUCUCUGUACCAUGGAAAAAUGUGUAGAAUUGUAGCAAACUUGCUUUAAAACUGCGAUAUUUUCUCUGCGCCCCAUGGCACAAAAAAAAUGUAUUGCAGGGGGGGGGGCUCCCAAAACAAAAUGUUUCUUAAGGCCCCCAAAAGGCUAGGGGGGAAAUCUUGGUCAAUAACCAAUAUAUUUUUGUCCAUGAUGACUGAUAUAAUUUCUGUAUCAGCCAUCAUGGGAAAAAUGGCAUUACAGAAAUUGUGUCAACAACUAGCUAUUUAUCAAAAGGCCUUUUUCAUAAUUUAUAAAAGACAAUUUUUUGUAAAGGUCCAAUAUAUUUUCACCUAGAGAACAUCAAUCCCCGGGUGUGGGAGUUGUACAAGGUGAACAGUGCACCGUGUCAUUUUAUUUUAGCUCAGAUUUAACACCAUACAAUAUUGGUACAGAAUAUUGUUUUUUCAGCCAUAUUUGUCCUAUACUGAUAUGAAGUCAGAUAUGUUUUAAUUAGGAAUGCAUGAUAUAAGUAUUUUAAUACUCAAUAUUAUGCUUGCAGCAUGAAGAUCCUUAACAAUGAGAUGGCUUCAGCGAAUCAUGCCUCUAAGCCAGUGGUCACCAACCUUGGUCCUGGAGAGCUACAAGGUGUGCCGACUUUGAAUUAAAACAUUCCAGUGCGUACAUAGCAUUCCAAAGUAGAACUGAAGCGGAAUCAUUUGAAUUGACAGUCGAUUUUCAGAUGCAUUAGAUUUCAAUCAUCUUAGAGAUUACAUUACAUUUACAAACCUUGAUGCCGGAAAACCUGGAAUCCAGAUAGGAAAGUGUUCCUGCAUUAUGUGUAAAAUAAAAUUAAAAACGAUUUGAUUUAAACAAUUACUAUAUAAAAAAAGAACAAAACUAAAUUUUUGGUUUUACAAGAUUUUUUCCCAGCAGGUACCAGGUUUGCUGGAUUUCAAUUUAGUUUGAAUAGUACUCCCAGGCCUUUUUGGGGAUUUGACCAAGAUUGAUUGUCAUGCUGUUUUCUUUGUCUAUUGCUUAUAAUUCAAAUGGCUUUUGUUACUUUUUAAUAAGCUUUAACUGCGCAGAGGACAUGUGUAUUUGCAGUGUAAAUAUGACUAUUGAACCCUUGUAUAUGUAUUGUUACUGCUGAAUGUGGAUCAAUGACAGGAACAAGCCAUCUCGUGUAGCCUCUCCAGUUUCAGCAAACAGAUCUAUGUCGUCUCCACUUAUCUCGGUAUGUCGUGUGAAGAUUCUUACUAAGCUAGUGUCAAUAAUGCAUAUAUAGUUGAUUUAAGUACUGUUCUGGAAAGUUCUGUUUUGACCCAUCUGUCCAACUGUGAAAAACAUCUAGCUAAAAAUGUUAAGAUGUCAAAAUCAGGAAUCCAAACAUUUGUUACUUGAAUGAAUUGUCAAGCUGAGGCCCUAUUUAGCAUCAAUGCAUGCCAUCUUUGUCAUAGGUUUUCAAUGCCAAACUUGGGAAAGUUUCUUUAUCAAUAGAUUUGCACCAAAACAUGCCAAAUAAUGUUAUUAGGUGACAUUUAAUAUAUUCUACAUUUUGUGCUAUUAUGUCUUGGUUUUGCUGAUUCAUUGUCUUAGAGGUUUCUCUUUUUUUUCUUUACAAUUGUCUUGUGUGAAAUGUCUAUACACAAAUGGAUACAUGCAGUAUAUCCAAUAUGAUUUUGACUGCAAAAUGCUUACUCCAACUAAUUAUUAAGCUAUGUAAUUAAGUGGCAAAAAUAUUUAAUACUUAACGCAAAAUAUUAUUUGACGUAAAAAAAUAUAUUCAUAAACAAAGAAUAUCUCAAAGGAAAUGGAAUAUAUUAAAUGACAAUAUUUAACAUUUUCCCUGUCAAGAAAUGUACAAAACCAGCUGUGGUCUUGCAAGAUCUUGCAGGUUAUAUGUGAAGUUCCCUUUUUAUUUUAUGCAUGGUCCUGUUCCUGAAAAAGAAACAUUUCUUGAUUAUACUGUAAAGGGUAAUGCUUUGGGUUGUUGGUAUGAAGAGGGUUUUGUUUAUCGCUUGGGGUCAUUUGCAAGGCCAAAGGUUGAUUUGUUAAUUGCUUUUGAUAAUGUGAAAAAGGGUUACUUCACAAUAACCACUAUAUCAUUUUCAUUAUUAAAGUACAUUCUCUUCAAAGGAAAUAAAGCACUUUAAGUGUUACUGUGA
Messenger RNA from Salvelinus fontinalis (brook trout), 7537 nucleotides. RefSeq names its product zinc finger and BTB domain-containing protein 37-like. NCBI's taxonomy places the organism in Eukaryota, Metazoa, Chordata, Actinopteri, Salmoniformes, Salmonidae. Bases 1197 to 2807 code for a protein of 536 amino acids. The transcript has 4 exons. The record is from RefSeq and is a predicted model, not a curated record. Gene Ontology annotation, biological process: regulation of transcription by RNA polymerase II. Gene Ontology annotation, molecular function: protein binding; DNA-binding transcription factor activity, RNA polymerase II-specific; RNA polymerase II cis-regulatory region sequence-specific DNA binding.